Messenger RNA from Dovyalis caffra, 1422 nucleotides. The record is from the annotation of a GenBank genome assembly. Lineage: Eukaryota; Viridiplantae; Streptophyta; Magnoliopsida; Malpighiales; Salicaceae.
AUGGCUCUAAUCCAUUCCUCCUUUGCCACCUCAAUCCUCCUUUUGUCAUUGCUAGUGAUUGCCUCAGCUGGCGAUUGCAGCUAUGACAAAAAGCCAGACUAUAGUUACAGCCCCAAAUCGAAGCCAGACACUCUCAAACCCAAAUUUAGUUAUGACCCAAAGCCACAGCCAAACGUUGCCAAACCAAACCUCCCCAAACCAACUUAUAAUGCCAACCCAAAGCCAAAUCUCCCCAAACCGAAAUUGACAGUACCAAAACCGGGCAAUGGGUAUGACAAAAAACCACAUUUUGACAAACCAACAAUUCCCAAACCAGAAACUGUCAAGCCAAAUUAUGGCUAUGACUCAAAACCAGAUGUUCCCAAACCAAAAUUGACCAUACCAAAACCACACAAUGGGUACGACUCAAAACCACACCUUGCCCAACCAACCAUUCCCAAACUAGACCCUUUGGAGCCAAAUUAUGGUUAUGACCCGAAACCAGAUGUUCCUAAACCAAAAUUGACGAUACCAAAACCCAACUAUGGUUAUGACUCAAAACCAAAAUUGACCGUAGCCAAACCAGAUACUGGCGAGCCAAAUUACGGAUACGAUACAAAACCAAACCUUGCCACACCAAAGAUGACUGUACCAAAACCCGACCAUGGUUAUGACCCAAAAGAAAAGGUUUAUGAUCAACCAAAGUUGACCACACCAAAGCCAGAGAUGGUCAAGCCACAUGCUGGGUAUGGCCCGAAACCAAAGUUAAACAUACCCAAACCAAGCGAUGACAAACUGGACUACCCAAUCGGAAUUGAAGGCUUUGUCCUAUGCAAACAGAGCUCUAGUUAUACCCCUAUUAAAGGAGCUGUGAUAAGAAUAGCCUGUAUCGCUGUGGACCAGUAUGGAUACAAGAAAACCCCUUUCUCCUUCUUGACAGAAGCAACCAAUGCAAGGGGUUACUUCUUCAAAACAUUGCCUGCUUUUGGACUUGAUGAUCAUUUAAAGAUCACAGAAUGCAAGGCUUACCUUGAAAGCUCUCCAUUGAAAACAUGCAACGUUCCAACAGAUAUGAACUACGGGAUUGCUGGUCCUCCCCUUUCAUCUUAUCACCUUCUCCAUGACAAGAAAAUGAAAUUGUACUCUAUGAGGACUUUCUUCUACACCUCCACGAAACCUACAUCAACCCCUGCUGGGGAUGUCGAUCGUCCAACGAAAAUAGCUUUAACCCCGUUUCUCAACCUCUAUUCUCCUAUUGUCAUUGCCUCUGCUGGUGAUUACGGCUAUGACCCAAAGCCAGAUACAGUUAAGCCUGAAACUAGUUGUGAUCCAAAACCAAAACCAGCCCUUGAUACCCCUACCUAUGAGUAUGUUAAAAAAUCAGGCCGUGAUGAUCAACCAACAGGAACUAUACCCAAAACCAAAUCCUAUCGAUUUAGAUAA